AUGAAUUUUCUAGGAGAUUUAUCUGAGAACGCAUCAUCUCAGAUUUUCCGCAUGCUUCAGAUGCAUGCCGAUCGAGUGAGAGCUCUACGGGAGGAGGAGGCUACCAGUAUUGCCCGUGCAGAGCUUCUGGAGCAAUUAACAGAGAGGCUCUUACGUGGUGACUUCUCUGCUGCCGCUGCUGAGGCUUCGCCGUUGUCAUCUAAUACUUCUUUGGAGGUGUGUGAUUCACCAAGAAAGUUUAAUAAACCCAAUAUCUCUGCGCCUAAUGAGAGAGAGUGGAGCGCUGAAUACUUAGAUGCCGUCUCAUCUGUUUGUACUGAUGAGGACAGAAAACAAAAAGAAGAACCCCAGGAGGAUGAAGAUGGUGAAGAAGAAGAAGAAGCAGAAGAAGCAGAAAAAAAAGACAACCAACAUCCUAUUAUAAGUACAUCCCAAGACUUGUUAAAUGAUAUUCAUACGGAUACAAUAGAGGAUAAAAUCCCAAAGGAUAAAGUGAUGAGAAAUGGAACACCUUCGCCCAUGCGCCGUGAAUUAGAUGCAUUUUUCCCUAUUCUUGCAACGAAGCGACCUCGUCGGACGAAUGCCCCUGAUGAUAUGCACCUUGUUCGUAAACGAAUGGAUAUUACGGCCACCGAUAUUCUGGCAUCUGUGCCGUGUAUUUCCUCAAGAGUUGAGUCAUCAACUAUACAAAAUGAUACCACUAUUUAUAUGAAUGAAACAAAGAGUUAUGUUCGUACUAAUCACAUAAGACAACUUGAUUACGCGGCAGAUGAGGCGAUGCACAUUAGGGAUGAAAAUGCUGCAGUUGAAGUAUGUACACCACCGCCGUAUUGGGAAAUUGCUUUCCCACAAUCACGUCAGACUUAA
This is a messenger RNA of Trypanosoma theileri, 867 nucleotides long. RefSeq lists its product as uncharacterized. The coding region runs from base 1 to 867 and encodes 288 amino acids. The transcript has a single exon. Lineage: Eukaryota; Euglenozoa; Kinetoplastea; Trypanosomatida; Trypanosomatidae. The record is from RefSeq and is a predicted model, not a curated record.